Messenger RNA from Oppiella nova, 362 nucleotides. The record is from the annotation of a GenBank genome assembly. NCBI's taxonomy places the organism in Eukaryota, Metazoa, Arthropoda, Arachnida, Sarcoptiformes, Oppiidae.
CAGCCAGUAAUAUCGGCUCAAGAAUUGGAGUUCCCGUCGGAAACCGAAACCAAAGCAGAGGAGGAGGAAGAGGCGGCACAUCUGGCGGCAGCAGAGGCUUCAGAGGAGGCGCCUCUGGAGCCAGAGGAGGUGGUGGCGCCCGGAGGGGCGGUCUUCGAGGAAGAGGCGGAUCCCGAGGAGGCGGACAAAAUCAGAAAAAAGUGCCGACGGCUGAAGAACUGGACGCAGAACUCGAUGCCUAUACUAAUAAGAUGUGAAUUAUGUCAUCCAUUAAUCCAUGUUUUAACCCUCAAGACCUGUUAAUCCUUUGCUCAUUCGCUGACAUUUUAUUCAAUUAUUUUGAUGUAAAACCUACUUUAUCU